AUGCGGCGCUGGGCGGGCGGCGCGGACGCCGAGGCCUACUCCUCGGGCGUCCGCGCCUGCCGCGCGGGGUGCCCCUGGCAGGCGGCCCUGCUGCUGCUGGACCAGAUGUGGGCGACGGAGACCGAGGCUGCGGGGCCCACCGCGCGGGACUACGAGCACGUCGCCGCGCUCUGCGAGGGCGCGGGCGCGGAGCCCGUGGCGGCGAGGCUGCGCGGGGAGGUGGCGCAGUGGGGGCGGCGUAGCCCCGGCGAGGCUCCCCGCUUCCAGGUCGUGCCGCCCUUCAUGUACGGCAGCCAGUUCCGCGGGCUGAGGUGCUCGGUCCGGAACCACGUCCCGUGGGGCCUCGGCGAGGCUGUGCCGGCAGCCCCCGAGCGCCCGUGCUGGUUCCUGCCCGCCUCCGACGAGCUGGCCGUGGAGAUCGCCAGGCGCCAGGACGAGGUGCGGGGGGCUGGCUGGAGGGUCCUUACAUGA
Molecule: messenger RNA, 471 nt
Organism: Prorocentrum cordatum
Lineage: Eukaryota; Dinophyceae; Prorocentrales; Prorocentraceae
Source: the annotation of a GenBank genome assembly